ACUGCUAUAACCUUAUUUCCGGUAAUAGCUGGGUGUAGAGCUUAUGAAUAUCACUAGUUGUUCAUUCCUUUCUCCUCAACCAUCCGAAAAUGAUGAAUAACCUUCGCCUACUCUCGUUAUUUUGUACAUGUAUAUGUAUAUGUAUCCAGCACGUGUCAUGUCUCACGGAUGAGGACGCGCCAUAUAUGUCGCAAUUAAAUAACCUAAUGAUGAAAGUAAACUGUAAUUUAAAACUAAAGACAUAUAGUGAUGAUGAAGAAGUACAUUCGUUCUGCCAAAAGCAACAUCCCUAUUGUAUGAUGUCUCUUGUCGAAGGCGGUCAAUGUGAUAGUUGUUCUCAAGUCUGCAACAGUGAAGAAGUGUCGAUACAGCAAUGUAAAAAUUAUUGCCCUGAAGCUUAUAAAUGGAUGCAAGAGCAGAAAUCUAAGAAACCCGAUAAUUCAAAACUUUCUCGGCCGAUAAUUUAUGCAAUAAUAGGAACCUGCUUAAUUCUAAUUGCAGUGUUGUGCCUGGUUAUAAGAUCACUUAAAAAAAAAAAGAUAGAAAUUUGUUAUCAAGCUAGAAAAAUGGAGGAGGAAACUGGAUGUGUCGCUAAUGCGCAAUUGGUUAAUGGAGUUCAUAACUAG
Molecule: messenger RNA, 626 nt
Organism: Dimorphilus gyrociliatus
Lineage: Eukaryota; Metazoa; Annelida; Polychaeta; Dinophilidae
Source: the annotation of a GenBank genome assembly